GGCGGGACCUGGGGGUCCCGGCAGCUUCUAGUAGGUUCCAGAAGGCGGCGCGUGCGGUUGGGAACGCGGAGAGGACGGAGUCGAUUCAACGGGGUUCCGGGCCCGGCUAUGGAGCAGGUCAACGAACUGAAGGAGAAGGGCAACAAGGCCCUGAGUGCCGGGAACAUCGAUGACGCGCUACAGUGCUACUCGGAGGCCAUCAAGUUAGACCCCCAGAACCACGUGCUCUACAGCAACCGCUCGGCAGCCUAUGCCAAGAAGGGGGACUACCAGCGGGCCUACGAGGACGGCUGCAAGACCGUGGGCUUGAAGCCGGACUGGGGCAAGGGCUAUUCUCGGAAAGCAGCAGCUCUUGAGUUCUUAAACCGAUUUGAGGAAGCCAAGCGAACCUAUGAGGAGGGUUUGAAAUACGAAGCGAAUAACCCACAGCUCAAAGAAGGGCUGCAGAACAUGGAGGCCCGCCUGGCAGAAAAGAAAUUCAUGAACCCCUUCAACAUGCCCAACCUGUACCAGAGGCUGGAGAACGAUCCCCGGACAAAACCGCUGCUCGCUGACCCAUCCUACCGGGAGCUGGUGGAGCAGCUGCGCAACAAGCCCGCCGACCUGGGCACGAAACUUCAGGAUCCCCGCAUCAUGACGACGCUCAGUGUGCUCCUGGGAGUGGACCUGGGCAACAUGGAGGAAGAGGAGGAGGUCAUGCCCCCGCCCCCGCCGCCCCCGCCCAAGAAGGAGACGAAGCCCGAGCCCAUGGAGGAAGAUCUCCCCGAGAAUAAGAAACAGGCGCUGAAAGAGAAGGAGCUGGGCAACGAUGCCUACAAGAAGAAAGACUUCGAAGCGGCCUUGAAGCACUAUGACGCGGCCCGCGAGCUGGACCCCACCAACAUGACCUACCUGACCAACCAAGCAGCGGUGUACUUCGAGAAGGGCGACUACGGGAAGUGCCGGGAGCUGUGUGAGAAGGCCAUCGAAGUGGGCCGGGAAAACCGCGAGGACUACCGGCAGAUCGCCAAAGCUUAUGCGCGGAUCGGCAACUCCUACUUCAAAGAAGAGCGGUACAAAGACGCCGUCCACUUCUACAACAAGUCUCUGGCCGAGCACCGAACCCCUGAUGUGCUCAAGAAAUGCCAGCAGGCAGAGAAGAUCUUGAAGGAGCAAGAGCGGCUGGCCUACAUCAACCCCGACCUGGCCCUGGAGGAGAAGAACAAAGGCAACGAGUGUUUCCAGAAAGGGGACUAUCCCCAGGCCAUGAAGCAUUACACGGAAGCCAUCAAACGGAAUCCCAGAGAUGCCAAAUUAUACAGCAACCGAGCUGCCUGCUACACCAAACUCCUGGAGUUCCAGCUGGCGCUCAAGGACUGUGAGGAGUGCAUCCAGCUGGAGCCCACCUUCAUCAAGGGGUACACGCGGAAAGCUGCAGCGCUGGAGGCCAUGAAGGACUAUUCCAAGGCCAUGGACGUCUACCAGAAGGCCCUUGACCUGGACUCCAACUGCAAGGACGCAGUGGAUGGCUACCAGCGCUGCAUGAUGUCCCAGUACAACCGACACGACAGCCCCGAGGACGUGAAGAGAAGGGCCAUGGCUGACCCCGAGGUGCAGCAGAUCAUGAGUGACCCAGCCAUGCGGCUCAUCCUGGAGCAGAUGCAGAAGGACCCCCAGGCGCUCAGCGAACACUUGAAGAAUCCCGUAAUAGCACAGAAGAUCCAGAAGCUGAUGGACGUGGGUCUCAUUGCGAUCCGGUGAUGACUUGCUCACCACCCCUUCCCUCCGCCCCGCCGGGGAGAGGAGCCGGGCGCACGGCGAGCAGAGGGAGAGAAGGGGAACGCAGCCACUUCUAUUUAUACCGGCCUGGCGGGAGCCCGGGCCCCUGGGCGCGCAUGGUCUCUGCUGCCCCCACCUCCGCGUCCCCUCCCCGCCUCGUCACCAGCUCCGCUGCUCCCCCAUAGUUGGUUAUUUUUUAUUUGGGGCAGUGGGCCUGUCUGGGGGGGGAGAGUGUUCUUCCCAUCCUCUGCUCCCAUCUGUCCUCACAUUGUUAACCCCGCGUCUCAAUAAAACAAGCAAGUUGGACGUGGUUA
Molecule: messenger RNA, 2072 nt
Organism: Sorex araneus (European shrew)
Lineage: Eukaryota; Metazoa; Chordata; Mammalia; Eulipotyphla; Soricidae
Gene: STIP1
Product: stress induced phosphoprotein 1
Exons: 14
Coding region: 109-1740 (543 amino acids)
Molecular function (GO): Hsp90 protein binding
Source: RefSeq, a predicted model, not a curated record